Molecule: messenger RNA, 2973 nt
Organism: Hepatospora eriocheir
Lineage: Eukaryota; Fungi; Microsporidia; Hepatosporidae
Source: the annotation of a GenBank genome assembly
AUGAAAGAAAUUAUUUUAUUGCAGAGUAACAUUGAGUAUACAACUAAUAUGAAGAGUUUAAAUACUCAAAGUCUAGAAAUAACUAUAUUUGGUGUCACUAAAGAGAUGGUUCCGAUACAAGUAAAGAUCUUUGACUUUACUCCAUACUUUUACAUCAACUUAGCUGAGGAUAUUGAUAUAGAAUAUUUAAAAACUUUCUUAAAAUCUAAAUUAAAUGAGAGUACAUUCAGAGGAUUAGAUAAAUGCAUGAAGAAAAACAUUUAUGGAUAUUCAGAAAACAAGCUAACACUCUAUAAGUUAUAUUUUAGUUCACCUGGCGCAUUUAGAUCUGCUAAGUCAAUUCUUGAGAAAGGAAUACCUUAUAAAGAAAAAAUUCUUAGAGUAAAAGUGUUUGAAUCAAACUUUCCUUUUAUUUUAAGGUUUAUGAAUGAUUUAAAAAUGACUGGAAUGUGUUAUAUAAAAAUUCCUAAUUACGAAGUAGAAACAAUGGAACCUUUUAUUAUUAAAACGUCACAUCAAUAUAUAGAAGUACUUCCUUUAGAAGGUGAAUAUCUUAAAAUUUUACCAUUAAAAAUCUUGUCAUUUGAUAUUGAAUGUUGUUCUUCUGAAAAUAGGUUUCCUUCUGCAACUGUUGAUCCUGUUAUUCAAAUUGGUAACACUUAUCAGCGUAUUGGAUCAAAUGAGUUAUUUAAAGAUAUUUUUUGUCUUAAAGAAGUUGCUAAUAUUCAAGGCGCUAAUGUGCACUGGUUUGAUGAUGAAAAGGAAAUGCUUGAAGCUUGGCAAGACUACAUUCUAGAACAGGACCCAGAUAUUUUAUUGGGUUACAACAUUAAGAAUUUUGAUUUUCCUUUUCUAUUUGAAAGAGCACGGGUUUUGAACAUUAAAAACUUUGGUAAAUUAGGAAGAAGUGAUAAAGUUUCUAAGGUGUUUAAGAAGACACAAACAUCCAGUGCUUUUGGAUCUAUUGAAACUAGUGAUAUUUCACUUGAUGGUAGAAUGAUAUUUGAUUUAUUUCAUAUCAUCAAAAGAGAUCAUAAAUUAAGAAGCUAUUCCUUAAAUUCAGUAUCAGCACAUUUUUUAGCAGAGCAAAAGGAAGAUGUACCACACUCAUUAAUGUAUGGUUUACAGAACGGUGAUAAGGAAACUAGAAGAAGAAUUGCUACUUAUUGUCUAAAAGAUACUUAUUUGCCAUUAAGGUUAUUUGAGAAACUCAAUAUUUUUAUAAACUUUGUUGAGUUAUCAAGAGCAACUCAUGUACCAAUUGAGUACUUUUCAACCAGAGGUAGUUCUAUUAAAGUAUUAGCAUUAAUCUAUAAAGAAGCUAGUGAGUAUGGUUUUGUUAUUCCAGAUAUGGAAAUUAUGGAUAAUGAUGUAUCAUUUGAAGGUGGGUUUGUAAUGGAUCCUGCAAGAGGAUAUUAUGAUAAACCUAUUGCGGUAUUAGAUUUCACCUCACUAUAUCCAUCAAUUAUGAUUACUAACAAUCUUUGUUAUACAACACUUCUUAGUAAAGAACAAUAUCUUAAAUAUAAAGAUGAUGCAUUUAUAACACCAACAGGUAAUUAUUUUAUGAAAAAGUCAAAAUGUGAAGGAUUGCUUCCUAGAAUUUUAUUAAACUUAAUUAAAAAUAGAAAAGCUACCAAGAAACUGAUUAAGAUGACUGAUGAUGAAUCUCUUAAAAAAUCAUUGGAUGGUCGUCAAUAUGCACUUAAGAUAUGUGCUAAUAGUAUUUAUGGAUUUACAGGAGCACAAGUAGGGCAACUACCUUGUUUUGAAAUAUCUCAGAGUACAACCUCAAUAGGUAGAGAGCUAAUAUUGUUAACCAAAAAUCUUGUUGAAAGUAAUUUUAAUAAAAAGAAUGGAUUAGCGUAUGAUUCAACAGUUAUUUAUGGUGAUACAGAUUCAGUUAUGAUAAACUUUUAUGAAAGUAGUCUUAAAAGAGUAUUUGAAAUUAGUGAAAAUGUAGCUAAUUAUAUUACUAAGAAGUUUUAUGAUUAUGGAGAAGAUCGUAAAGAGAUUAAAGAAGGGGAAAAAGCAGUUAAUGAUGGUUCAAAAUUUUCUAUUGUUUUAGAAUUUGAAAAAGUAUAUUUUCCUUAUAUUUUAAUGAACAAAAAAAGAUAUGCAGGUUUAAUUUAUAAUAAUCCAGAAAAACCUAAUAAAAUCGAUACUAAAGGAAUAGAAGCCGUAAGAAGAGACAACUGUCAUUUGCUUAAGAAAAUUAUUGAUGAAUGUCUUAAUAGAAUUUUUUAUAAAAGAGAUAUCACAUCUGCAGUAGAAUAUGUAAAAGAAAAAGUAACGGAUCUUUAUAAUGAUAGAGUUGAUUUAUUUGAUCUUAUUAUUUCUAAAACUUAUACUAAAACUAAUUAUGCAGUUAAAUCAGCACAUGUUGAGUUGGUUGAAAAGUUAAAGAAAAGAGGUGUUGAUGUAAAAAUAGGUGAUAGAAUUCCAUAUGUUAUUGUAUCUGGUGGUAAGAAUGACAAAAUUUAUGAUAAAUCAGAGGAUCCUUUGUAUGCUUUAGAAAAUAACAUUCCAAUUGAUAUUGAAUACUACAUUGAACAUCAGUUGAGUAAUCCAAUCCACAGGUUGUUUGAUCCAAUAAUGGAUAAUGUAAGUUCGUUGUUUAAAGGAGUUCAUGUGGCAGGCACUAAAAAAUCAAAAGUAAUUUCAGGACCUUUAAAAGGAUUUUUAGUUGUAAAAGAUCAAUGUGUUGGUUGUGGUACACCUGGUACAAUUUUAUGUUCUGGCUGUAGAAGAGAUUUUCCAAAAUAUCUCUAUAAAAUUUACAAUGAAUACAAUGAGGAGACUAAACUAUUCAAUAUGUGUUGGAGAGAAUGUCAGAGAUGUAUGAAAAGUACAAUGACAGAAGUUAUUUGUGUAAAUGAUGGAUGUCCUAUUUUUUAUAAAAGAAUUAAAGUGAAGAAACAGAUUGAAGAAUUGCAAGGAAAAGUUAAUAAAAUUAGUUCAAUUGAGUGGUAA